CAUGGUUAGAAAGGCAAUGCAAACGACGUUGAAGUCUCUCCGACUUCCCACGCUCCUUUUCAACUGAAUUUUGGGGCCACAGUUCAGAUAGAUGGGCUUUUGAGAAAUUUGCAUAAAAUAUCAAUUAAAACGGACAUAAAGCAUAACUUCUAAUCAAAUGUUUUCUUUUAAUUAAGAUGAAAUAUUCAUCUAAAACAGGAAUUUAACAUGUCAAACAAUUCAGAAAAACAUCAGCAGCUCUCCAAAUUAUUCAAAUAUUCAGAAACUCACGAAUCAGGCAUUCUUCGUGGCUGCCAAAAGACCAGGGUCCUUGGCCGGAAGGUGAUGGCAGAAGAUAACGAUCUGGAAAAGCGCGCUGUAGAGGAGCUCCUCAGGGAGACUGACAGAGCCCGGGUGAGAGCAGAGACCAUGGGCCCCGCAGGAUGGUUGAAAUGCCCCCUGCAGGGCACCAACAAGCGUUUUCUCCUCAACACGCUUCGCUCCACAGAUAUUCAGCACCGCUCCGACGUGUCCAGAACUAGUCGCUCCAGCAACACGAGAGGACGCAUGAGGAGCGAGUCCCCGGACAGACGGCGUGACCGCAGCAGAUCGCCGCCAGCAGAUCACAGGAGUAAUGGAGGGCGCACAGAACGCAAACGCUCUCCUUCUCCUCCUCGAAGGGAGAGCCGCACAAGUCAAGAUAAGAGGUUGGACAGAGAUAAGGACCAGCAGCGCAGGCACAGAGACGACAGAGACAAAAGACAUGAUGACGGACGAAAUAGAGACAAAAGCAGACGGAUACAGACUUCAUAAGCGAACUGGCUCUGUCUGGGGAGAGGUGGCAGAUCUCCACGCUCAGAACCAUCUCAGGCUUUCAGAAGUGGUGUGAUGUAGAAGGUUGCAAUUUACCACACAUAAUUUAGGUUUAACAAGUAAAGUGUGUUUUACUGAUUAUUUUCUGUUCAAGAUUUUGGUGAGACUAAUAUGUAUUUAUUGUCCUUCUUGGUUCUUGUUCACUAAAAUGUCACCUAAUAAAAGCUCAAGCUGCUGUUA
This is a messenger RNA of Gambusia affinis (western mosquitofish), 1032 nucleotides long. RefSeq names its product protein POLR1D-like. The transcript is spliced from 4 exons. Lineage: Eukaryota; Metazoa; Chordata; Actinopteri; Cyprinodontiformes; Poeciliidae. The record is from RefSeq and is a predicted model, not a curated record. Bases 208 to 792 code for a protein of 194 amino acids.